AUGUCAAAAUUUUCAUCAUUCGAAGCAUCAUCAAGAGUUUUUCCCAAGAUGUCAUCAUCUGUUUCAACUCGACAGCAUUCAUUUUUAUCGCAAUUUGUGAUGAGCAUGACGAUAAUCAUUCUUCUCAUUGGCUUUUGCCCGUUUAUAUCGUCUUCACCAACAUCCAUUGAUCAUAAUAAUAAAAUCAAUUAUGAAUCAAAUGGACUUAUGCUUAAUCCAAAAGAUUAUCAAGGAACAUCAGCAACAGGUGAAUCAUUAUUAUUAUCACCGACCGUCCAACAUUCACUUUCCCAAUCGUCAUCAAUGCAUUAUACACAACCUCGCACGCAUGCCAAUCAAUUUUUAAUGUCUCAUAUUAAUGAUAAUCAUGUAGCUAUACCAAAAUGGUUUACAAGAUUUAAUAAUGAUGAUCAAACAAAUGAUAUCUAUAAUGGUGAUGAUGAAGAUUUAGAUGAUUAUCUUUCAUCGACUAUCUUAUUUGAUAAACGACCAAAAUUUAAUUAUAAAGGAAGAUCUUCAAGAAUAUACAAACGUAAACAAUUGACAAAACCACCGAUGGAAGUCAUGAAUGAAAUUGUCAAUUCAAUUUAUCUUAAACAUUAA
Rotaria sp. Silwood2 is the source of this 603-nucleotide messenger RNA. The record is from the annotation of a GenBank genome assembly. NCBI's taxonomy places the organism in Eukaryota, Metazoa, Rotifera, Eurotatoria, Philodinida, Philodinidae.